Phoenix dactylifera (date palm) is the source of this 792-nucleotide messenger RNA. RefSeq lists its product as uncharacterized. Gene Ontology annotation, molecular function: nucleic acid binding; zinc ion binding. The record is from RefSeq and is a predicted model, not a curated record. Lineage: Eukaryota; Viridiplantae; Streptophyta; Magnoliopsida; Arecales; Arecaceae.
AUGAGUGAUAGCGAGAACGAAGUUCUGGCUAGCUAUAGAAGAAAAGGAGUGAAAACAUCAUCUCAAGAAGCUACCAACAUGCCAGCUAGGCCAGCUGCAAAUGCUGUAGCCACUCAGGCAGAUCUUGCUGGGGUAUGUCAGGUGGUGGCACAGCUUCUUCAGCAGCAGCAGCAGACGCAGCUCUCUUGCCAACCGGUAUCGUUCACCGAUACCUAUUAUGAGAAAUUUCGGAGGCUGCACCCUCCAAUGUUUGAGGGAGGUGCUGAUUACUUGGCUGCGGAGGCCUGGAUUCGGGAGAUAGAGGAGAUGUAUGAUGCCCUACAAUUUCUCGAGGAGGUCAAGGUCAAAUUGGCGGUUCCAAUGCUCAGAGGAAACGCUAAGUUCUGGUGGAUAGCUAUGAAGGCUGCUGUUCAAGAAAAUGGUGAACAACUGACAUGGAAGGAAUUUAAAGGUAAAUUCUACAACCAGUACUUUCCUCAGUCAGUAAGAUUGGUGAAGCAGAAUGAAUUCUUGGCCCUGAAACAGACCGAGAAUAUGACAGUAUUGGAAUAUGCUAGCAAAUUUAAUGAGUUGGGCAGGUUUUGUCCUCAGUUCAUGGAGGAAGAGAUAAGUAAAGCUAAUAGGUUUGAACAAGGCUUGAGAUAUAGGAUCAGGUCCAGGUUGGCUGUUCUGCUUUUCACUAGUUACCGGGAUGUAUUGGAAAGGGCUCUAAAAUUGGAAGCCGAAUUGAAGAGAUCAGAAAAAGAAAAAAGUGACCAGAAAGAGACCCAAGAUGACAGAAAGUCUGAGUGA